Molecule: messenger RNA, 1106 nt
Organism: Chelmon rostratus (copperband butterflyfish)
Lineage: Eukaryota; Metazoa; Chordata; Actinopteri; Chaetodontiformes; Chaetodontidae
Product: dynein light chain Tctex-type 1-like
Exons: 5
Coding region: 125-478 (117 amino acids)
Biological process (GO): microtubule-based movement
Cellular component (GO): cytoplasm; kinetochore; cytoplasmic dynein complex
Molecular function (GO): dynein intermediate chain binding
Source: RefSeq, a predicted model, not a curated record
CUUCGUGCUUUAUUUUCGUCGUCGUUGAGUGUUGACAACUCGCAGGAAGUCCGCCGCUCCUUCGUCUUUUCUUCUGCUUUUAACCUAAAAAAUAAAGACUGCAGCUUCUGUGGACCGACAGCAGAUGAGAGGAAUGGACGAAUAUCAUAACGGCAACGAGGGCUCGUUCAGCUCUGAAGAAGCUGACAGUGUUGUGAAAGAGUGCAUCGAGAGCGUCGUAGGCGGUGACGACUACAGCCAGAGUCAGGUGAACAAAUGGACGGCCAGCAUCGUGGAGCGCUGCCUCACGCAGCUCAUCAAACAGGGGAAACCAUACAAGUACAUCGUGACGUGUGCUGUGAUGCAGAAAACAGGAGCGGGCCUCCACACAGCGAACUCCUGCUACUGGGACACUGCCGUGGACGGAAGCUGCACGGUGAGAUGGGAGAACCGCACCAUGUACUGUGUGGUCAGCGUGUUUGCUGUGGCGAUUGCAUAGGACACACACACACACACACACACACACACACCUGCAGAUACAUGACCACCACUCCCAGCAGAGGAGGCGUGCAGUGUGUUCCUCUGAACAGCAGGGGGCCACCAAGCGCCACAGUCCACUUCCAUCGAGCUGUGCACACCUGGAAGCUUCACCUCUGAGGACAAGCUGCAGAAAAGGAAGCAGCUGUAUUUUCUUGUUUCCAGCCUUCAGAUGCAUGUAAACAUCAUCAUCUUCAUGUAUUUAUCUUCUCACGUCACUGUCGUGCUUUAACACGGCUGUAUUCAUCACUCACUGACGCCUGACAGCAUGCAGCAGCUGCAGAUUCUUCUUCUGUGGUUUUUUUUUUCUGAUCUUUAUGUGUAUCAUGUCAACGAGAGACAGGAUUUUUGUACUCGGAGUUGUUUGCUGCUGGAAAAUAAACGUGAAGAGAUUUACGAACAAACAGCAGAUUCUGGCCAUUUCUCUUCAGAGAGUAAAGACGGAAAGAAGAAAAUACGCUUCGCUGUAACCAGCUGCAACACGAAAGUGACGCUUCAGUUAUUAUGAUGUGCACAGCGAGCACUGCAGACGGAGCUCAUCAGAAAGUGUGUCAGUGUGAAGAAGAGAUGUAUUGUGGGAAAACAAUAAA